Molecule: messenger RNA, 1028 nt
Organism: Paramecium sonneborni
Lineage: Eukaryota; Ciliophora; Oligohymenophorea; Peniculida; Parameciidae
Source: the annotation of a GenBank genome assembly
AUUUAUGAUUAUAAAAUUUAGUUUGAAUGUCCAAAAACAAAUCAGGUUUUUAAAGUAGAAGUGGAAUGGUAUGCAUUUAAUGAUCAAAGAAUUUAGGUUAUCAAUUGCUUUAAUAGAGAUAAUCCGAUAAAUGAAACAUUUCAACACAAUAAUCCUAAUGCUUUGACUGGAUUUCUUACUUGGACAAGCUUUUCCUUUUUAGGUGCAAUUAAUUUUUAAAUAGAGGUAUUAUCGUUGUAAUUAUUUUUCUUCAGAUAAUUUAAAUAACUUCUUUAAAUGUAUCUGUCGGUAUAUCUAAUACAAAUAAUAUAAAACAACUUGGUUAUCAAAUAAUAUUAGGUAUAGAGGAAGCAUUUGUUAAUUUGGGAGUAAAAGCUGCUAUGAGUGAAGUUAUUAUUGCAGUCCCCGUAUUACCAAAGAAAACUUUCCUACUUACUUAUUUAGGUUUCAUUUUAUCAUAAAGUGAUGCAAUCAAUUUAAUUUAAUCUCGUGAUCUAACAACUAGUCCGGGUGAAUUAAUUUAUAAAAUAGCUGAAUCAGCAGCAGAUCCUUUAUAUUCUAAAAAUUUUCAUUUACCUGUCUGGGUUUCUAAUACUUUUACUAAAUAAUAUAAAUAACUUAAAUAUUCCAAGAUUUAAAUAUUUCACAAAUAAAAUCUAGACUUUAAUCUGAAAUCUUUUAUUCAAUUUGAAUAACAAAAUUAAAUUUUCAAUUAAAAUGGUAUUUAUAGAAUACUCAUUGAUCAGUAAACUAAAUAAAUUAAUUUUUUAAUAUAAAUUGCUUGUUAUUAAGGCUUAAAUAGAAUGAUUAAGUUUGUUAAUUGUUAAAAAUGUGAUAAGAGCUAAACAUUUUCAAUUAAACACUCUUGUGAUAAUCCAAAUAAAUUAUUACUCUGUAAACUUGACUUAUUUGUUGUAACUGAGGCAAUUUAAGAGCUGGUCAUAAUUAUUGAAAAUUUCAAUUUUUAAAUCAAAUAGAUACUUUAUAAUUCAUUUGUUGAGGAAGUAAUUCUAAUUCAAUAUUAUUGA